AUGAAGGCAAGAGCUAAAAACGACACUGCACAAUCUGUUAAUCACUUUUGCGUUGACAACCUUCAGAGGAAGUAUGGUGAAUUGGCUGGUGAAAUAAUUAUCGUUGAAAUAACAGUAAAGGAGAUCCAAGAGAUCCUCUCUUCCAAUUACCGCAACUCAGCAGCUCACCAGCAAUCAACAAGCCCACUAAGUUCUCCCACAAUUCCUGUCACCUCGUUCCAGAGACCCUCUAGCAAUACAAAUUCACGCGUCCUUAAGACCCUCGGGAUAUCUCUCUGUGGAAACAAGGAUCUUAAUCAAAUGGCUGUUUUAGUCUGUGGCCUCCGACCUGGAAGUAUCGCCGAGGUGGAUGGACGUAUUACGGUAGGAGAUCAGCUGCUUGAGCUCAAUGAGCACGUCCUUUAUGGUCGGAGCCAUCUGAAUGCCGGUCCCCUAAUCCGCUCCUGCCUCCUUAGCGUCCUGCACAGACCCUCCAACAAACGCUCCAAAAUCCCUUCCUCUCUAUGCUUUGUAAUUUGUCGGAAUCCCGAAAAUCUCACCAACAUGGCUGUUGCGCCGCUCUCCUACGUUACAAGCUCCCAAAAGGUCAGCCGUCGAAACAGUCUUGACACAGCAUCUGGGGUAGAUUCGCCUACAGCAGGUACCCUGCAGGUUCAGGGUAGCCCCAUGGGUCGUUCAACGUUUGAAGAAGUUCAUGCUACUCGUCUACUACGAGGCCGUAACGGCUUUGGAUUCGCUAUAAUGGACAAAAGCUUUACCAACGAACCGGGGAUAUACAUCAAGCAGUUGGUCGAAAAUAGUCCUGCCGCCUUGGAUGGGACACUGAGAGCUGGUGAUCGGAUCCUCAGAGUCGACUGGCACGACGCUUUGCAUGCAAGCUACGACUCCGUUCUGGAGUGGUUGAGGUCCGCUCGGCAUCAAGUUCGGAUAGUGGUAUCACGGGUUCGUCUUUUCACGGGCGAGCGUCGGCCCUCGGAGGAGGAGGAGCCAUAUAAAAUGGGGUUUCGAAAACGCCUCUCCGCGCCUCUCAUUUCUUCUCUCAUUCAUGCCUUCAUGCAUCCUUCAUCUUCGACAGCCUCCUCAAAGAAAUCCUCCCUCCAAUUUGCCUCCGUGGACGAUACUGUCAGCUCCCUUGAAAGAGGACGGGUCCUAAGCGACUCCAAGUGCAAGGAAUUACACCGGCCAAUAGUUUCGGAGACUUUGGAUCUUCUUUCACCAAACAUGGGGAUAUCGAAUGAGGUGCGCCGCGCUUCCUGUCCAGAUGCGGUCACCCCCGGUUUUGCAAGACGUCUAGCAGCCAAAAAUUUCCUUGGAGUAGUGCCCAUGUCCAGCCUCACCCAACUUGCUGGUCCGCCUAUUCCUGUUAUGCCUCUUCGGGUUGUCAAUGCUGACAAUGGCAACGAUAAUACCACCAGUAAAACCACCGAUGCAGCACUGCAGGGGCGCUACGAGGAGGCGCUUGAACGGAUUGCCGCUGCUUAUUGUGUUCCACACAGUUGCAGAAGUGAUGCUAAUCGUGACGAGGCUGAGUCAGCAACUACACGACCUAUUCUACCUGGACAGAAGACUCUCAUCCGCAUUCGCAAGAACCCUUCCCUUAGCCUGGGCAUCUCUCUCAUUGGUGGUAGUGAGACUUCUCUCGGCGUUCUCCAAGUGCACGAAAUAUUCUCUGAGGGAGCCGCUGCAUUAGAUGGCCGACUAGAGCCAGGUGAUAGACUGCUGGCGGUGAACAAUGAGUCACUCUCCAACCUACCCUAUGGAGUGGCGGUGUCAACAAUUGCGGCAGCCUUCUCGGGUCAAACACCACUACAUAGUGAAAUGGAUCUCUCCAGUAUGGUGGCGGCCGCCUCCCCCAGCCAUUAUGCUAAUGACGCCGGUUUCAUUACUCUGGUAGUGGAGAGACCAGGCGCGGGAGUACAGACGAAGUGGUACGAUCAGGAGGUUACCGCAGAUCUUCUUAAGAAGCCUGGUCGCGGCCUCGGUCUUUGCAUUGUGGAACGUUCCGGACCCACUCUUGUCACAGCCAAUGGCGUCGCCCUUUCCUCACCCGCAUCCUCCACCGCUUCUCCGUCAACACCUCUGAAUACCAUCCAGCGCUCUACAGCAGAAACUGAAAGGCCUGGUCUAGGAGUCAUUGUUUGCGAUCUAAUAAAAGGUAGUGCAGCACAAAUAGAUGGAAGAAUAAUGAUUGGAGACCAAAUUCUAGCCAUCAAUGGCAUUAACGUCGAAAACGGCUCUCAAGAAGAGGUCGCUACUUUGCUAAAGGCAAGUGAUUUUGACAUUUUUUCACAGAGACAGAUAAAUCCAAGGUGCAGAUUCCACGACCCCUUUGAAGGAAAAAAAGUCGCUCCUCGGUACCCUGAAGAGGGCUGGGGUUGUCGCAGCAAUCCUGUGCAUCGGCCUUUCUUCUCCAUCCAGACCGCGCAAGGCACUGUAUCGCUGAGGCUGGGCCGACUGAAGAAUCAACCAAUUCCGCUCAAUUCUGUUGCUGCAGCAUUUAGCGCAGAACGGUAA
Hydatigera taeniaeformis is the source of this 2514-nucleotide messenger RNA. The record is from the annotation of a GenBank genome assembly. Lineage: Eukaryota; Metazoa; Platyhelminthes; Cestoda; Cyclophyllidea; Taeniidae.